UUUGGAGCAGGCUGGUGCCACCAAAAUACCAAGACGACCUUUGAUAUUCCUGCAAGUUCCAGCUGAAAAGGAUGCUGCUUUUGCAAAUCAAGCCAUACAGCAUGUGGAUUUCUCACAGCAGUUGAAAGGAGCAUGUUCUCCAUAAUAAACCCAUGAUGACCAAUUUCAGCCAAGCACUGCUUUCUUCUUUUAAUGUUUCAACGGACUAUAAUACAAGUGAGAAUAUAAUGGAAUAUAAUGAUGGAAUCCCAGCUGAUGGAAACUCAGAUAUAAGGAUUUACUUAGAAAUCAUAACAAGUACCAUCUGUCUUCUUAUCUGCCCACCUGGCCUGGUAGGGAAUGGGAUUGUCAUUUGGCUCCUUGGCUUCCGCAUUAAGAGGAAUCCCUUUACGGUCUACAUUUUGAACCUCUCUAUUGCUGACUUUGGUGUACUCACAAUGCAAGUUACUUUUAAUUUAUUAUUCAUUUUGCAAUAUUUUCAUCUUUUCUCAUUUUAUUUCAUUAUAUAUAUCCUUUUGUACACCAUGAAUAUAUUCGCAUUCAUAGCCAGUCAGUUCCUACUGAUAGUAAUCAGCAUUGACAGGUUUGUGUGUGUCUUCUUUCCACUUUGGCAUCGAUGCCACCGGCCACCAUAUUUAUCCACUGCUGUUUGUGUCAUGAUAUGGAUCCUCGCAUUAGUCUUCACUACAGGUGCCAUCCUCCUUGACCUAUUGAGGUUUUUAUUUCUCUUUAAUGCUGUUCUUUUAGCACCCAUUAUGUGUGUGUCCACUCUAGCCAUGUUAACUAAAGUCCGCUUGAGAUCAUUACAGCAGAAAAGGGGGAAACUGUUAAGAGCCAUUUUACUUACACUUCUCUUCUUCCUCUUCUUUGCUUUUCCAAUUAAUGCCAUUUGCAGUCUUUCCUUUUUAAAACAGCCAUCUCUUUAUGCCCAGGUAUAUGGAUAUGUACGUUUGAAUCUAAACAGUGCUGUUAACCCCUUUGUCUAUUAUUUGGUAGGAAGAGGAAACAGAGGUAGAUCUAGCAAGAGACUAAGUAAAGUAUUUGAGAAACUUUUCAAGGAGGAGGAAGACUGCAGAGAAAAUCAGGAAACCUCAAAUGAAACUCAAUUAUAAGGAUUCUUUGACAGGGAAGUUAGUAUUUCAUAAACUCUUCACUUCACUUUACUAAACUCUGGGUAAACGUAGGCUAUAUCAUAAGUUGAAGCAACUCAUUGGAAAAGACAGUAACAUUGGGCAAAGUAGAGACAAAGAUGAAAUACUUUGGCCACAUAAUGAGAAGACAGGAAAGCUUGGAGAAGACAAUGAUGUGGGGAAAUGGAAGGAAAAAGGA
Molecule: messenger RNA, 1329 nt
Organism: Anolis sagrei ordinatus
Lineage: Eukaryota; Metazoa; Chordata; Lepidosauria; Squamata; Anolidae
Product: proto-oncogene Mas-like
Biological process (GO): G protein-coupled receptor signaling pathway
Cellular component (GO): membrane
Molecular function (GO): G protein-coupled receptor activity
Source: RefSeq, a predicted model, not a curated record